Molecule: messenger RNA, 297 nt
Organism: Zingiber officinale
Lineage: Eukaryota; Viridiplantae; Streptophyta; Magnoliopsida; Zingiberales; Zingiberaceae
Product: methylenetetrahydrofolate reductase 1-like
Exons: 4
Coding region: 1-297 (98 amino acids)
Biological process (GO): tetrahydrofolate interconversion
Cellular component (GO): cytosol
Molecular function (GO): FAD binding; methylenetetrahydrofolate reductase [NAD(P)H] activity
Source: RefSeq, a predicted model, not a curated record
AUGGAGAAGAUCGACCAUGCUCUGAAUACCAUCAAGGCCAAUGGUAUUCAAAAUGUCCUGGCACUCAAGGGGGAUCCUCCUCAUGGUCAAGAUAAGUUUGUUCAAGUGGCUGGUGGAUUUGCAUGCGCCCUUGAUCUGGUGCAGCAUAUUCGAGCUAAGUAUGGAGAUUAUUUUGGUAUCACUGUUGCUGGGUAUCCAAAGGCUCAUCCUGAUAUGAUACAAGGAGAUGAAGGUGCUACAUUGGAAGCCUAUAACAGUGACCUUGCUUAUUUGAAGAGAAAGGUCGGCAAUUUGUGA